AGCGAAACUUAGUCGCCUGUUAAACGGCCACAAGCGCGGUUCGCGGGUCAAUUAAACACAAAAAAAAAUAAAACUUAACUGAAAUCAAAAAUUCAGCAAGUAAGCGCAACAGGAAAGACAAUAUCUGUCACAUAAAAAGUGGAAGGAAGCGGUCUUAAAGGACUUUGUGUGUAAACAAAAAAUUCAAAGUUUUGAAAAAAUAAAUUUUCAAAAAUAAUAAUUUCAAACAGUAUUAAGUUUAGAAAGCUUAAAAAAGUAUUGUUUCAAACAUUUUAAGAAAAAACUUUAAUUUUGCAAAAAUUAUUUUGAAAGUGAAAAUAUUUAAUAUAAUAAUUGGAAAUACUGAAACAAAGGCAAAACGAUUUUUUAUGUGCAAUAACAACUCAGAUAUUUAAAAACUAAAAAUAAGAAAAUUUAAUUUUAAGUUUAAUUUUAAAAUAAUUUAGUUAUUAAAAUUAUUAAAUAUUAAAACCUUUAAAGAAAAAAAAAAAAAUUCAAAUUUUAAAAAAUAAAUUUGAAAGUGAGAAAACGUUUAAUUAGUUUCAAUACCCGGAAAUACUGAAGAAAAAAUUUAAACUAUAAAAUAAUAUUUUUUGAAGAACACAAGUGAUUGCAAAAAUAAAAAAAAUACUGGAAAAAUUUUAUUAAAAAGUGACUAAAAUAAACGACAAAAAACAGUGGAAAUUUUGAAAAAAACGUUUUGUUUUUUUAAAUUCGAAAAUAUUAAAACAACAAUUUUUCAAAAAAAUUCAUAGUUUAAGUAAAAACAUUAAAACUUUUUUUGAAAAAAACUUUUAUAAAAAUUUUUCGCAAAGAAUUCAAAAUUUUAAAUCAUAAUUUUUUGUAAUAAGUAAUUUUUUGUAUAAAAUAUUUCAACAUUUUUGAAAACUUUUUUGAAAAAUCCUGAAAAAAAUUGUAUUGAAGAAAGCAAAAAAAAGCAGCACUUGAUGCAGCCUUCAGACUACACUGCACUAAACUAAAGGAAAAGCUAUUAAACCACGCUGUCGUAAAUUGCUUAUUUACCAAAAAAAAGCUAAUAAAAUUAUUAAACGAAAAAAAUCGUGCGAAACUCACACCCGCACGUACACACACAUAUGCUCACAUAUAUACACAUAAACACACUCUGGAUGCGCUCGGAAAAAAUUGGCGAUGCAAAAAUGUGUGCCAGUGUCAUAAAUCAAAUUAACACCGACUGCGUUAGCAGUAGCAAGCACAAUAACAACAACAAAAGCCAAACAAUUAGCAACACAACCGAUUGUGACGUCAUGUGUAACAACAACAACAACAACACACACGCCAACAAACGCCGUCAACGCUGUGAGUUCACUGCCACAACACGCGUCGCUGCGCGCAAGUCUACAAUAACGCUGCCGUCGGCGUCGCUGCUGCUGCUCGGCACAACAUUAUUGUUGUUGUGCGCAUUGAAACCGGCUAAUGCAGCCGCCACGGCAAGCGCUGGGGCCAACAACAAAAGUGCACGCGAAAUAAUCGGCAACAGCGGUGUGGAAGCAAAAUCACCAAAUCCAAAAGCGGCUGCAACGGCAACAACAACAACACAUAGAGCGCCCGCAGUCUGUGCUGUGCUUAUAGAUGACAAAUCAGAGACGCGCGAAAUUGGCGAAAUUUGGGUCUCGUCGCAAGACGCCUGUGACAUACACGCCUGCGAGCAAGAUGAAAACGGGGCGCCGCGAGAGACUAUUACAAAAGUGGAUUGCGGACAAUUCUAUUGUGAUGUGGAUUCAGAGUUACGCCCACAACCUGGCAGCUGCUGCGGCGAAUGUGUGCGCACCAAGUGCCGCUUCAAUGACACCGUCUACGAUUUGGGACAGACUUGGCAUAGUCAGGAUGGCUGCACUAUGUACGAAUGCGCACCGCUACCCGACCGUUCCGUCGUGACACCAAUGGUUAAUGUAUUCGAGAAGACUUGUGCGCCAUUGCCGCCGGAUUGUCCACGUGAGCAGGUGUAUGUGAAGGACUGUUGUCAGCAGUGUCGUGGCAGUGAAGGCGCUACGGCGCGCUCGGCUGAAAUGCGUGAGGAAAGCGGUGAUAUUUGGACAGUAGAGUUCUAUCGCAAUCAUCCCUGCGCACGCGAAUGUCAACCGAAUGCCGACCCGAUGACAUGUCGUUACACUUUUGUUGUUGAAUGGUAUGAGACUAUGUCGAAGGCUUGCUAUGGCUGUCCACAAAACGGCACAGACUGUGAGAGACCGCAUUGUGUGCUCGGCGAUGGUAUUGAGCGCAGCGUAAUGGUGGUGAAUCGCAUGAUGCCGGGUCCAUCGAUUGAGGUGUGCGAGGGUGAUAUGAUUGUGGCCGAUGUGCAUAAUCAUUUACUGGGCGACAGCACUACCAUACACUGGCAUGGCAUGCAUCAGCGCAACUACCCGUAUAUGGAUGGCGUGCCGCAUAUCUCACAGUGCCCCAUCUCACCGCAUUCCACAUUCCGUUAUCGUUUUCGUGCGGACAAUGCCGGCACGCAUUUUUGGCAUUCGCACACCGGCAUGCAACGUGGUGAUGGUGUCUUCGGCGCGUUAAUUGUGCGUCGUCCGCGCGGGAUGGAGGCGCAUGCACAUCUCUAUGAUUUCGAUUUGUCCGAACACCAGAUGAUCUUGCAAGAUUGGGUACAUACGCCCGGUGUGAGCAUAUUUGCGUCGCAUCACCACUCACGCGGUGAUAACAAGCCGGUAAAUUUGCUAGUCAAUGGACGCGGUCGUUUCUACUAUGCGAUCUGGGAUCAAGCUAAGAAGGAAGCGCGUUCGGGCGCGAGUGACAAGUCAGUAACACCAAAACCUACUACUACUACUACUACCACGACAACACCGACAACAAGCACCACACCAUUAACUUUUGUACUCAAUCAGUCGGCAGUUGCGAAUCAGCUCGAUUUGACACCUUUCCAAAUUGAGCUUCUACAUUCGCCCAACGAUACUAGCAGCAACAACAUGCGUUUGCGCGCAACUAAUGAGAUCUUACGUCUAACGCAGGUUGCAGAGCAGCCAGCGCUGCAAUCGGACCAAAGCAGCUCCGACCCGGAAGUGGAGUUUGAUCUCACUGCGCAGCCUACCAACGUGCAGCGUACCAAACGCGCCGUGGACGAGAUUCAAUUGCAUCAAAUGCCAUUACAAACAUUCCACGUGCGUCGCGGUUUCCGUUAUCGCUUCCGUAUUAUCAACGCCGAGUUUCUCAACUGUCCCAUUGCGUUGUCUAUUGACAAUCACACACUCUUAGCAAUACACUCAGACGGUUAUGAUUUCGAACCACUUGAGGUGGGCUCCAUAGUCACGUACGCCGGCGAACGUUUCGACUUUGUAUUGAAUGCAAAUCAGCCCAUCGGCAACUAUUGGAUACGUUUUAAGGGUCUAAUGGAUUGCAGCGAUCAAUUUACAUCCGCUUUUCAAGUAGGCAUAUUGCGUUAUGAGGGCGCAGGUGAGACGGAGCCAAACGGCGUGCUAGGUUGGCAACAUAAAGCCGACGGCAUCGAGCUGAAUGCAAUGAAUCGCGGCUCGGGACAUUCGGAUUCGUUGACUGCCGCCGAAAUGACGGCGCUACCGAUUUACGAUACAGUACCGGGUGUGGAUCGUGAUGCACUCAAGCCUGUGGCGGAUUAUAAAUUUUUUGUCUACUAUGAUUUCUAUGCCAAGGACAAUCCCGUCUUCCAUCCUGGUGAUUAUUACGGCUUCAACGACAGCUUGGGUAAGACCAACAAGUUAUACACACCGCAACUGAAUCACAUUUCGCUGAAGUCUCCAGCGAUGGCUUUGAUGGCCGAACGCAAUAAUGUCGAUGAUUCGCUCUUCUGUAAUGACACCAGUCUAGCGCAGCAGGGUAUCGAUUGUAGAAAAGAUUUCUGUAAUUGUCAUCAUGUGCUGCAGGUACCGUUAAACUCCGUCGUCGAGCUGAUCGUGGUCGAUGAGGGUUUCACGUUCGAUGCAAAUCAUCCCUUCCAUUUGCAUGGCAAUGCUUUUCGUGUGGUGGGCCUAGAGCGUUUGGGUUCCAAUGUUACUAUUGAAAUGGUCAAACAACUCGACCGCUACAAUUUGCUCAAACGCAAUCUCGAUAGACCGCCGAUCAAAGACACCGUGACCAUACCGGACGGCGGUUACACGAUUUUACGCUUCGAAGCUUACAACCCCGGCUUUUGGCUCUUCCAUUGCCAUAUUGAAUUCCAUGCGGAAAUUGGCAUGGCACUUAUUAUCAAAGUUGGUGACAAUGAUCAAAUGAAAUCUGCGCCGAAGAAUUUCCCCACUUGCCAUGAUUAUAUGCCGAAGGACGGCGAAGACGAUAUCGACGAAGACAGCGGUGAAGGUAAUAAUGGAAAUGCAUCUCCAAGUACUCCGAUCACUACACCAAGCACUGGUGGCGCCGUCACGCUGAGUGCACAUGGUUAUACCGUGCUCUCUGCGCUCUUGGUUUUAUGCGCUUUUCACUGGAGUCGCUUUGUCGCCGCCGUGGAUAUCCACUAAACUCAUAAUGAUAGUGAUAAAGUCGCAGGUAUAGUUUGUUAUUAAUAUAUUUGCCUGAUCGGAGCUGAUCAAGCUUUUAGUUUUUAAGUACAAAGGCUUUCAAUAAUAACUGUGAUUAAUUAGUAUAGUGAAUUUUCUUUAAGAAUUUCGAUAUUUAAUACAAAAAUUGACAAAAUGCUGAUUAUCUACAUAUACAUAAAUAUUUAAUACAUAUUAUAUUAUAAAAGUAAGAUAGUUUUCAUGACAACGAUUGUAACUGUUUUUUUUUUCAAUAAAACCUAAUUUGAAAA
Bactrocera oleae (olive fruit fly) is the source of this 4750-nucleotide messenger RNA. It is a transcript of the gene Mco1, whose product is annotated as Multicopper oxidase 1. The record is from RefSeq and is a predicted model, not a curated record. Gene Ontology annotation, molecular function: oxidoreductase activity; copper ion binding. NCBI's taxonomy places the organism in Eukaryota, Metazoa, Arthropoda, Insecta, Diptera, Tephritidae.